Molecule: messenger RNA, 1269 nt
Organism: Nelumbo nucifera (sacred lotus)
Lineage: Eukaryota; Viridiplantae; Streptophyta; Magnoliopsida; Proteales; Nelumbonaceae
Product: aldose reductase-like
Molecular function (GO): oxidoreductase activity
Source: RefSeq, a predicted model, not a curated record
AGACUGACUGACUUGCAAUAACUAGUAAGUGAGAGGAAACGCCCCUCCAGGCACCAUCCCAUUCCCACAAGGCCACAACCCAUUACCCUAAAAAGCAUAUACAGGUGUAGAACAGAGCAGCAAGCUGAAAUCUGAGAGGAAAUGGCUCAGGAUGCAUUGGUAACACGCGACGUGAACACCGAGUCAUUUCGACUCGUGAGCGGUCAUAGCAUACCAGCCGUGGGUUUGGGUACUUGGAGGUCUGGUUCUCAAGCUAUCAACUCUGUCUUCACUGCAAUUGUUGAGGCUGGAUACAGACAUGUGGAUACGGCUUUAGAGUAUGGAGUUCAAGAAGAGGUGGGAAAUGCUCUCAGCGCAGCCAUUCAAGCAGGCGUGGAUAGAAAAGAUCUCUUCAUCACAUCAAAGCUAUGGUGCACUGACUUGUCACCAGAGAGGGUAAGGACUGCGUUGAUGAACACCCUUCAGGAACUACAGCUGGACUAUCUUGAUCUCUAUUUGAUCCACUGGCCAUUUCGGCUUAAAGAUGGAGCAACGAAGCCUCCAAGGGCUGGGGAUGUGUUGGAGUUUGACAUGGAAGGAGUUUGGAGAGAGAUGGAGAAGCUUGUGAAGGAUAAUCUUGUCAGGGACAUUGGUGUUUGCAAUUUCACAAUUACAAAGCUCGAAAAGUUACUUAAAUUUGCUCAAACCAUGCCAUCAGUGUGUCAGAUCGAGAUGCAUCCUGGAUGGAAGAAUGAUAAGAUGUUGGAAGCUUGCAAGAGGAAUGGCAUCCAUGUGACUGCUUAUUCUCCAUUGGGAUCGUCUAAAGGGGGGAGAGACCUCAUCCAUGACCCAACAGUUGAUAGAAUAGCAAAGAAACUGAACAAGACGCCAGGCCAGAUAUUGGUUAAGUGGGCCCUGCAGAGAGGGACCAGCGUCAUUCCCAAAUCAACCAACCCCGAAAGGAUCAAAGAAAACAUACAAGUAUGUGGAUGGGAAAUCCCGGCCCAGGACUUCAAGGCGCUCUGCAAUCUUCCUAAUCAGAAGCGGGUAUUGGACGGAGAGGAUGUGUUUGUGAACAAAAGUGAUGGACCAUACAGGAGUGCGGCCGAUCUGUGGGACCAUGAAGAUUAAUUGCUUCUGAUGAUGCAAUACAGAAUAACAUGGGUGUAAUUAUAUAGAGUGCUUUCAGUGUGUUUUAUAGAAUAAAUAAAUCAACAAACAGAUAGAUACCUAGAAUUAGUACUGUUCAUCCGUGUUCUGUGGUUGAUGAUAUCAGUGGUUUUUACACAA